CAUGGCAGGUCGGUCACGCGAGAAAAAAAUCUGAAUUUCAUAUUUAAAUUUGACUUCAUUUUACUUUGUAAAUAAACUUUUUAAGUGUUUUUCUGUAAAUAGCUAUUAGAACGAUGUAUUUAGAAUACACAGUGUUACUGUACUUAUGAAAUCUUCACAAUGAUUAGUUUUAUUUGUGUAAAUGUUGUGUUGACGAAGUUUUGAUUUUUUUACUGCUGCGGUUUUACAGGAAAUCAAGAUGAACUCAAACCUCCACAGUGUAGAAAUAGAUCCUCUAGCAACAUUUGAUUAUCCUCAAUAUUCAAACUACCCACAACAACCAUACCCUUCACAAUACCAGAAUACAUAUAAUUACGACCUUAAAAUACAAUAUCCUAUAAAUUGUAAUAAAGAAGAUAUACAUACAAAAGAAAUAACAGAUAUCAAAGAAAACUCCAAUGUUAAAGAAAAUGUUGAUCAAAAUAAACAGACGAAAGUUAAGAAAGAAACAAAAGGUAGAGAAAGAAAGAGUUUCCUAUCGGAGAAAAUAGCUGACAGUGAUUUCCCUUUCUACGGUUGUGCGGUUUGCAAUAUCAGUUUUAAAUUGCUGUCAGAAUUAGAUAAACACAUCACAACGCAUAAAGAUAGAAUAACCAGCUAUGGUUUGAGAUUGAAAAAUCAAUUGAAAAGAAAAAAAAUCCGUAAAGAGCAGAAGAAAUUGAAAAAAUUGAAAAAAUCUUUGAAAAAAAUGCAAAACGGUACAGAAAUCGAUAUCAAACCAGAAGAUGGUUAUAUAGGGAAUACGAAAACUGUAGAUUAUAAACCGAAUGAAGUUGAAAAUAAGUUAGAUUCUAAGUUAACAGGGGUCAAAGAAAAUUCUACAAAGGAUGAACCACAAAAGGACAAUAAUUUGGAAAAAAUGUUCAAAUGUUUUGCAUGUCAAAAGCAAUUUACAUUAAGUUACUACCUUAAGUUACAUGUUCGUUCACAUACAGAUGAAAAACCCUACACAUGUGAGGAGUGCGGUCAAUGUUUUAUCACAGCCAGCAAGCUCGGAAGACAUAACAAGAGAAUCCAUCUAGCUAUCCGACACCAGUGCAGAAUAUGUUACAAAUACUUCUCUAGGUUUGAAUAUCUAACAAAACAUUUUGAUAAGAAACAUCCAGAAGAUAAGUUAGAAGGGGAACCGUACGAUUAUAAUGCGAUAUUGCCUUAUUUGAAAGAACUUGAAGAGCAAUUGCAAAUAAAAACUGACGAACCACAAGAGAAAAGUGAGAAAUUAUGGGAAGAUUGGCCGAUAGAUGAUUGUAAAUAUCCUAAUAUUAAAGAGAUUAUCAAACCGAUAGAUAAUGCUGUGAACAGUUUAACAGUGGUCGUGGAAAUGCCUAAAGGAAUAAUAGACACGGAAAUUAAAAAAGAAAUAGACUCGGAUGGAUAUAAUUCAGAUGUCAAAGGGGAUAUACAAGACAGCUGUUCAGAUAGCGAUUAUUUUCCAUCAAAUACAUGGGCAGCGUCACCAAAAAUAGAUUCACCGCCGCAUAAAAAGCGUGAAAAACCAGAUACGCCUAUAAAAUGUGAAAUAUGUGAAAAAACAAUAAGCUCCCAAUCUUAUUUACAAAUACAUAUGAGGACACAUACAGGGGAAAGACCAUUUAAAUGUUAUAUAUGUGAUCGUGGAUUUAUUACAGCGAGUAAAAUGCAUCGACAUGUCUUAACGCACUCUGAAAGUUUAGAUGAUCCAGCUAUGAAAUUGGAAAUAAAUUCAGAUGUAGGUACUGAUGUGAAGAAAAAUAAAAAAAUCAAGGACGGUAUAAAGAAAAAAUCCAAUCAAAGAUUGAAAAAAAAUCGACCCCACGCUUGUGAGUACUGCCACAAAAGAUUCCUACAUCUGGCAACACUACAAGUGCACAAGAAAUCUCAUGCUGGUGAGGAGCUAGUGCUGAAAUGCCACUUCUGCCUGAUGAAGAUGGAUGAUGAAGAGUCUCUGAAGGUCCAUGAGGCGACACACGAAGGUCCGAGGGCAUAUUUAUGCACGUUAUGCGGAAAAACUUAUAAAAAACGGGAAACUAUGAUGUACCAUAGAAAGCAUCAUACAACAGAUAAAGAGUACACUUGCGAUAUUUGUUCAAAAAGUUUCCCUUCAUCUCGUAAACUGGAGAAGCACAUAGCAACUCACAGAGCGGACCAGUACGUGGUCAGAUACGAGUGUCCUGUCUGUGCGCACAUGUUUAAUACUAAAUAUCACAUCAAAAUGCAUUUAGUUACACAUCAAAAGGAAGGAUUAAUAGUCGAAGCUAACAGAAAUGAAAUAUUAGCUAUGGUCUUGCAAAAUGCACGUCGGAUACCGAAAUAUCCUGAAUCCGGUGUGAAAACAUCGACAGACGAACAAAAUAAAAAAUGCAAUAUUUGUGGACAAGUUUUUCAGCAUUUUUUCUAUUUAGAGGAACAUUUGAAAAGCCACGGAUCGAAAAUAGCUUUGGAUGAUGAUGAAAAAAUCGAAGAAAAAAAACAUAUCUGUCAAGUUUGCAGUAAGAGUUUUAAAUUACAUUAUUAUUUGAAAUUACACAGUUUUACACAUACUAAAGAAAAGCCAUACAUUUGUCAGCAAUGCGGGAAAGGUUUUAUUACACGGGGUAAAUUGAAAAGGCAUUUAGAAACACAUAGCGGUUUGAAAAAAUAUCAAUGUCAUAUUUGUUACAAAUUUUUUACAAGACCUAGUUAUUUAAGAAUUCAUAUUAGGACAAUACAUGGGGCUGAAAACUUCACGCUUGAUAAACAAUUUGGGGUAAUUAACGGGUUAGGGCAAACUGUUUAAGGUUUUUUGGGAAAAAAAAUCAAAAAAUUUUGAUUUUUUGUAUAUUUUGUCGGAUAUCCGAAUUGGUUUAAGUCGAAUCCAAUUAUGAUAGCUUACUGACAAUGUCACAAGAGCCUUGUCUGUACUGUAGACUGUUUUUUAUGUCAUUUUUUGCUUAUUUAAAAAAAGCGUUCUCAAUUUGAACGGUUUUUUUGCUUGUUACUGAAUAUCUGCAGAUUGUUCCCAUUUUUUUUUAAACUAAAAAUUUACUAAGAACAGAUAACAGCGUUCUUACUACACUUUGUUUGACUAUAACUAAGAAAUUAUUUAUUUUACUUAAAAAAGGCUAUUUUUUAUGUGAAAAAAUGACAUUUUUUU
This is a messenger RNA of Papilio polytes (common Mormon), 3151 nucleotides long. RefSeq names its product zinc finger protein 420-like. The transcript is spliced from 10 exons. The record is from RefSeq and is a predicted model, not a curated record. The coding region runs from base 239 to 2794 and encodes 851 amino acids. NCBI's taxonomy places the organism in Eukaryota, Metazoa, Arthropoda, Insecta, Lepidoptera, Papilionidae.